AUGGCGGAACAGAACAACUUCGCAAUGCGCCGCUCGAUGCCAGCGCGCGGGCACGCAACUGCACCCACCUUUGACUCUAGCGAGCCGCGGAACCUCCGCCGGUUCUUCCAGGACCUCGAGACACUUUUUGAGAUCACGGGUGUAAUGGACCCGAAGCAGCAGAAGAAAUGGGUCACGCAGUACGUGCCGAUCAAGGAGUCGGAGUUCUACGAGGAGAUGGCAGAAUUCAAGGAUGAGACGAAGACCUUCAAGGAGUUCCACUCCGCAAUCUACGCAGCGCACCCUGGGGCCAGCGAAACGCGGAAGUUCUCUAACGCGGAAGUUGACCAGCUGCUGGAGAGCCGUAGUAGGGCGCCGAUCACAACCAGCAGCGAGCUCGGCGAGUUCUAUAGGCCGUUUUAUGCGAUGACGUCCUACCUGAUCCAGCAAAACAAGAUGUCCGCAUUCGAACAGUCGAGACUGUUCGUACGAGGACUCUGCAAUCCGCUCCGCGACCAGGUCUCACAGCGACUGCAACUCAAGGACCCUGACCACCACCUGGACGAGGCCUACGAGCUGGCUAAAGUCUACGAAGUUGCGAAGUUCAUUCUGCACGGAACGACGGCCGUGUCGUACCAGGUGAUGCCAGCCAUUCCCCAGACCGCGGUGCCCGCGGACAAUACGAGCAUUAAGGUGGAGGACCUCGCACCGCUCUUUCACCUCCUUGCGCAAGGUGGCAACAACGCAAAUGCCGCCACGACUGCAAACCGCUUUCUAGGGCCCCUGAACGCCGGUGCACACCCCGCGCCUAACUAUCAAGGCAUGAUGCAAGGGGCACAAGGCUUUCAGCAGGGAGGGAACGGUUUUGUGACGAACGCGCUGCCCAACAGCUUCUGUCACUUCUGCGGGGACGCGAACCACAUGCUGUGGAACUGCCCAGCUGCGGAAACCAAUAUCCGCGAAGGGAAGUGUUCGCAAAACCCGGAAGGUCUAAUUGUGCUUCCCACUGGCCAAUUUCUUCCGCGGCAGCUCCCCGGAUUUGAUGGCUUGACUAUGCGCAAUCGGCUCUAUGAAUGGCAUCGGCGAGAGCGUGUUCGCCAAGGCCAGAACCCCGCGCCGGCGGCCCAAAUGGUGUUUGCGAUCACGGAGGACAUGGAACCGUGGGCUAGCAGCUUCCAGUUCACAGCGGAGGAUCGUAUCCAGCAGUUGGAGCACGAGCUCUACAUGCUCAAGAGGGGGAAGGAACACUUUGACGGCGUGGAGAUACCCUCGUUCCAGAAGCCAUCCUUCGCACCUCCAAAGCCUAACGCUGCUGUGCUGCCUCCUCGGCCGGUCCCUCUGCAUCUCAAACCUGCACUGCAAUUCCGCGAAACGGUAGCGGCCGGGGACCGCGAACGGUCCGUACACGACACCACUAUCCGCACCACAGAGAACCAGGUGCCUGAGCAGCCACGACCGCAGGAGCGCCCCGGGACCCCGUACCGCGCACCGGCGGAUCAAGGUGUGCCACUGCUACCGGAGCACCCCUUCGCGAAAGCGCGCGAUGCGACUUACGCGCCUCCGAAUGUGCGCGCCUUUGGAGCGCCACCUGCGAAACCGAAGGAACAAGAGCGCAACGACUCCCGUGAUCACGUCUCGACGGAGGAGCUGCUCUCGCUGGCACCGGAGGUCCGCGCGAAGUUCCACGAAGCGGUCACCCCACGACGAGUCCCACCCACGGGGCAGCAAACUGUCGCGUUCGCCAGCGUUGGAGGGGCUCAGGGAGCGGCCGAAACGGAGCAGGAGGAACUCUCGUGUUUUGGGACGCCGCUAGAGCCUGGUGGCUUCGUUCUCCCCGACCUUUAUGACGUCUACCUCCGCGAUGUAGCGCCAUCUGGAGAGAGUCCUCCGCUGAAGAACGCGAAGGAGUUGCACGCGUUGUGGUCGAUCGUCGGCCUUGUUGAUACCAAGGAGUACGUGGAAGCGAUCGUCGACCCUGGCUGUAUGAUCGUCGCGAUGUCAGAGCACGUGUGUCACCACCUCGGACUAUUGUACGACCCCACAAUACGGCUGAACAUGCAGUCCGCGAACGGAGAGGUCGAGAAAUCGCUCGGACUGGUGCAGAACAUGCCGUUCAAGGUCUCGACGAUUGUCGUUUACCUACAGGUCCACGUCGUUUGCAAUGCGGCGUACGACAUGCUGCUUGGAAGGCCCUUCGACGUUCUAACCAAGAGCGUCAUCAAGAACUUUGACAACGAAGACCAGACCAUCACUAUCAAAUGCCCCAACACUGGACAAAUCGCAACGAUCCCCACCAUUCCACGGGGACGUGCUCGUUUUCGAGCCCGUCCUAACCCCGAGCCUGUCCGACCCGAGCCUACUAUUUGA
Molecule: messenger RNA, 2346 nt
Organism: Trametes versicolor FP-101664 SS1
Lineage: Eukaryota; Fungi; Basidiomycota; Agaricomycetes; Polyporales; Polyporaceae
Exons: 3
Coding region: 1-2346 (781 amino acids)
Source: RefSeq, a predicted model, not a curated record